Molecule: messenger RNA, 1384 nt
Organism: Tricharina praecox
Lineage: Eukaryota; Fungi; Ascomycota; Pezizomycetes; Pezizales; Pyronemataceae
Exons: 2
Coding region: 270-1088 (272 amino acids)
Source: RefSeq, a predicted model, not a curated record
CUGUUAGCUGUCACCAUGCACAACAUCGAGAGCGAGCAUUCAGCCCUGCAAUUGCCCAAGCCCCCGGGAUAACUACAUAUCUGCACCAACCCCCACAGGCCACAGGCCACGCCUCACUAUCCCGGGGCCCAAUCGCCAAUCGCCGUGCGUAUCUCACCCCGGCUGCCUACAGGCGACGGUUACACGAACGUAGGCCCACCACCGUUCGUACAUCACCAACCCCAUCCCACCACCUCAAUGCCUCCCUCCCCACUCCCCACUCCACCACGAUGCGCAUCCGCCGCCUCCACCGCCUCCGCCACUCUUCCCCAACAUCAACCCCAACAGCGGUAAUAAUCCUCGUCCCCUCCUCACCACGGCAGAUCCUUCUGGCCUCAUCCCCGUUGCACCCACAGUCGGGCGCGCACAACCCACUGUUCUGCGCGUCGAACCGCUUGUUCCUCGCCACAAGGCGCGGGCUGGAAAGUUGCGCGCUCGGGGCUGUGCCCAUGCUCGCCGAGCUCGCUGCGCCCGAUAUGCUCGCUGCGCUCGCGAGGAUGGAGCGGGUAGUGGCGAUAGAGCGGGUAGCGGUGCUGCAAGGGCACGCGUUCCGCCCGCUGCUGCAGUUCAUGAAGGACGCCCGGCGGAGGAUCAGAGGUAGGCCGUGGGGGAGCUGGGGGAGCUGGGGGAGCUGGCGCGGGUGGGAUGCGGCUGUGGUGGGGGAGCUGGGGAGGUGGCCGCAGGUUGGGGGUGCUGGAGCUGGUGGGGAUGCUGGGGAUGCGGAGGAUAAUGAGGCGUUCGAGGUCUGGCAUGCCACUCUCAAUGUCGAUAUUCGCCAGCUGUGCGGUACCACCUUCGGGAAUAAGACUGUCAUAACCGAAGAAGGCACGCUCCAGUUUCGCUGGACGAUACGGGAGUCGCCGUUUACGUCGAUGGACGGGCCGGAUGUGGAGCGGCACACGGACGAUGUUUUCCACGGCGACUGGGAGGUCGACUUUGUGCAGCGAGGGGGCCCGUCUGUCACCAGGGAUGAGGGCGAUGACGCCUGGUUCGAGCAUAUGGGAGAUAGGAGAAGGUCCGAGGAUAGUGGGUGUUGCGUGGGGGAUUAAUACGGAGAGCUAUGUCGAGGGUAAGCUGGAAUGUGGAGGGGGGAGUGUGAUGUGCGCUUUUGCUUUCGGCGGGUUUUCCUCACCAAAUCUUUAUUGAAAUUUGGAGCAGGUGCUGGGUUCGUGUUUUCCUCCUAUCAUACUGAUCUGCACGACAGUGCAGUAUCGCGAAUCUGUCACAUAUCCUUCCGUAUUGUUUUCAUCAUGCUUUAUUGGCGGCGAUUUGUUUGUUUCAUCGUGGAGCCUUUGGCCGAACUACCUAGAUCAUGGCAUAAUACAUAUUCUGAACUAUAUCCUGU